This is a messenger RNA of Clonostachys rhizophaga, 639 nucleotides long. NCBI's taxonomy places the organism in Eukaryota, Fungi, Ascomycota, Sordariomycetes, Hypocreales, Bionectriaceae. The record is from the annotation of a GenBank genome assembly.
AUGUAUCACCUUGCCAAAGGAAUCUACCUCUACGCAACCAGCAAGCCAGAAUACUCCGUCAUCCUCCUCGGCCUCGACAAUGCCGGCAAGACGACCUUCCACGAGCAGGUCAAGUCCCUCUUCCUCCCCAGCAAGCCCGAGCCCAAGCUCCGCACCGUCCCCACCGUCGGCCAGAACGUCUCGACCAUCCCCCUCCAGGACAUGUACCUCAAGCUCUGGGACGUCGGCGGCCAGAUGACCCUCCGCAGCCUCUGGCAGAGCUACUACGCGAGCUGCCACGCCAUCGUCUUCAUCAUCGACAGCACCGACAUCGGCGACGGCGACGUGGAGAACGGCUGCGACGGCCGGCUGGACGAGUGCCGCCUCGUCCUUGAGGACGUCCUGCAGCACUCGGACACGGAAGGGGUGCCCCUGCUCAUCCUGGCCAACAAGCAGGACCGCGAGGACUGCGUCGAGACCAUCAGGAUCAAGGAGGGGCUGGUCAAGAAGGUCAUGGAGGGCGAGAAGGGCGCGAGCAUCCGCGACUCGAGGGUGCUGUCCAUGAGCGCGCUGACGGGCGACGGCGUGAGGGAGGCCGUGGACUGGAUACGGACGAGGGUGCAGUGGAAUAAGGAGUCUAGGCCGCCGGUGAUGCGGUAG